Messenger RNA from Mus musculus (house mouse), 4088 nucleotides. RefSeq names its product zinc finger protein 65 (gene Zfp65). The coding region runs from base 248 to 1411 and encodes 387 amino acids. Gene Ontology annotation, biological process: regulation of DNA-templated transcription. The record is from RefSeq and is marked validated. Gene Ontology annotation, cellular component: nucleus. Lineage: Eukaryota; Metazoa; Chordata; Mammalia; Rodentia; Muridae. The transcript has 5 exons.
GACGUCAUCAGAAAGGGCCCUCGGACUCGUGCUUCCUUAUUCUUUCUUCAAACUUCACUCCUCAAAUGUAUGCAGUUGUCCUACUCAAAGCUGCAUCUAGAUUUCUGAGAUGGAGGUUAGUGCAGGGAGCAGCGCCACUUUUCAGUUUUCAGAACAUCUGACUCUGCCAAUGGAAAAUGACAACUGCAUCUACUACUGUCUGUCACAUGUGGUAUCUCCGCCAUCCAGGCAGUAAUCUGUCAAGGAAAUGCUGUCAUUCAGGGAUGUGGCCAUUGAUUUCUCUGAAGAGGAGUGGGAAUGCCUAGGUCCUGCUCAGUGGAAUUUGUACAGGGAUGUGAUGCUGGAGAAUUACAGCCACCUUGUGUUCCUGGGUCUUGCUUUGUCUAAGCCAUAUCUGGUCACAUGUCUGGAGAAAAUACAAGAGACUUCAGGUGUGAAAAGAGGAGGAGCUCCAUUUAUGCUCCCAGGAGGAAAAUGCUAUACGUGCACAGAGUGUGGCAAAAUCUUUGAGUGGAAAAAAGUGUUUCAAAAUCACCAGAUGCUUGAUUUACGAAUGAAUCCCUACAAGUGUGAAGAAUGUGCCAAGUCUUUCCAUAGUCCAUCAUUAAGUUCUAAAGAGAGCAGAAUUCAUACAGGAGGGAAACCUUACAAAUGUGAAGUUUGUGGCAAGGCCUUCUGCAUUCCAUUAUUACUUUCUAAACACAAGAUAAUUCAUACAGUAGAGAAACCCUACAAGUGUGAUAUAUGUGGCAAGGCCUUCCAAUAUCCAUCAAAACUUUCCAGACAUAAACAGAUUCAUUCAGAAGAGAAACCAUACAAGUGUGAAGUAUGUGGAAUGGCCUUCCACUUUCCAUCAUUACUUUUGGUACACAAGCGAAUUCAUACAGGAGAGAAGCCAUACAAGUGUGAAGAAUGUGGCAAGGCCUUCCGCAAUUCAUCAUUUCUUUCUAAACACAAAAUAAUUCAUAGAGGAGAAAAACCCUACAAGUGUGAGGUAUGUGGCAAGGACUUCCAUUAUCCAUCAAGACUUUACAACCAUAAGAAAAUCCAUUCAGGAGAGAAACCAUACAAGUGUGAAUUAUGUGGGAAGGCCUUCUGUUUUCCUUCAUCACUAUCUAAACACAAGAGAAUUCACACAGGAGAGAAACCAUACAAAUGUAAAGAGUGUGAAAAGCCCUUCUGCUAUCUGUCCUCACUUUCUAAACACAAGAUCAUUCAUACAGGAGAGAAACCCUACAAGUGUGACUUAUGUGGCAAGGCCUUCCGUUAUCCAUCAUUACUUUCUGAACACAAGGUAAUUCAUACAGGAAAUAAACCCUACAAGUGUGAAGUAUGUGGCAAAGCCUUCCAUUUUUCCUCACAACUUAAAAAGCAUAAGAAAAUUCAUGGGGCUGGAGACAUGGCUCAGUAGUUAAAUCAACUGUCUGCACUUUCAAUUGUGCUGUCCUGAGUUCAAUUCCUGGCAACUACAUGCUGGCUCACAACCAUGUAUGAUGGAAUCUGUUUCCCUAUUCUGGUAUGUAGGGAUACAUGCAGGUAGAGAACUCAUACACAUAAAAUAAAUAUGUUAUUUUAAAAAUUGAUGGUAUGUUACCUGGUGCCUAAAAAAGAAUACCAGAGAACAACCAACGCUACUAAUGGAAUAAUGUGGCAAGGACUUCCAAUGACCAGCACUAUUUUCUAACCCCAAGAGAAAUCAUAUGGGAAAGAAACCCUCCAAUUAGGAAGUAUGUAGCCUGAUCCUCUAUUGUCCAUAAUUACUUUCUGAACACAGGAGAAUACACACAGGUUAGAAACCCUACAUUUAUUAAGUGCAAGUCAACUCCUUUAGAAUUUGCCAGUUUUUUCUACUCGUUUUAUGUGGAAAAGCCUUUUCUACAAAUAUACACCAGUGUUUACACAAAUUAACUCAUAGUGUGGUGAUAUUUACAAAUACAAAGAAUAUGUCCAAGUGUUCAAAAAAAAACUUUAGGGAUCAUCAAAAAUUCAUUUUUGAGGAAAGCAGAAAACCCGGUCUGACCAGGGUCACAAGUCCCUUCCAGUCGGCCCAAGCACCGGGUCACCUUGGGCUCGAAGUCCGCAGGCACCCCCAAGGUCCCUAGGGACACAAUGAAACUAACAAAAGUUAUGAACAUGGAUUUAACAGAUAUCUACAGAACAUUUUAUCCUAAAGCAAAAGGAUAUACCUUCUUCUCAUCACCUCAUGGUACCUUCUCCAAAAUUGACCAUAUAAUUGGUCACAAAAUAGGCCUCAACAGAUACAAAAAUAUGGAAAUCAGUCUGGCAGUUCCUCAGAAAAUUGGACAUAGUACUACCAGAGGGUUGUCCAAUACCUCUCCUGGGCAUCUAUCCAGAAGAUGUUCCAACUGGUAAGAAAGACACAUGCUCCACUAUGUUCAUAGCAGCCUUAUUUAUAAUAGCCAGAAGCUGGAAAAAACCUAGAUGUCCCUCAACAGAGGAAUGGAUACAGAAAAUGUGGUACAUUUACAUAAUGGAGUACUUCUCAGCUAUUAAAAAGAAUGAAUUUUUGAAAUUUCUAGGCAAAUGGAUGGACCUGGAGGGCAUCAUCCUGAGUGAGGUAACCCAAUCACAAAAGAACUCACAUGAUAUGUACUCACUGAUAAGUGGAUAUUAUCCCAGAAAUUUAGAAUAUCCAAGAUACAAGAUACAAUUUGCAAAACACAUGAAACUCAAGAAGAACAAAGAGCAAAGUGUGGAGACUUUGCCCAUUCUUAAAAUUGGGAACAAAACACCCAUGGAAAGAGUUACAGAGACAAAGUUUGGAGCUGAGAUGAAAGGAUGGACCAUCUAGAGACUGCCAUACCCAGGGAUCCAUCCUAUAAUCAGCCACCAAACGCUGACACCAUUUCAUACACUAGAAAGAUUUUGCUGAAAGGAUCCAGAUAUAGCUGUCUCUUAUGAGGCUAUGCCAGGGCCCAGCAAAUAGAGAAGUGGAUGCUCACAGUCAGCUACUGGAUGGAUCACAGGGUUCCCAAUGGUGGAGCUAGAGAAAGUACCCAAGGAGCUAAAGAGGUCUGCACCCCUAUAGGUGGAACAACAAUAUGAACUAACCAGUACCCCCCAGAGCUCGUGUCUUUACCUGCAUAUGUAUCAGGAGAUGGCCUAGUCGACCAUCAUUGGAAAGAGAGGCCCAUUGGUCUUGCAAACUUUAUAUGCUUCAGUAAAAGGGAACGCCAGGGCUAAGAAGUGGGAGUGGGUGGGUAGAGGAUUGGGAGCAAUGGUAUAGGGGACUUUUGGGAUAGUAUUGGAAAUGUAAAUGAAGAAAAUACCCAAUGAAAAAAUUUUUUUAAAAAUUAAGAGAACUGUAAAUAAAUAAAUAAAUAAAUGUCAUCAACCCAUGAAGAAAAAAAAUUUCAUUUUGCAGAGAAAACAUAUAAAUCUAAAGAAUGUGGCAAAUAUCAGAAGUUACAAAGCAUGAUCUGAAUACCGGAUAAUUCCUACUGGAGAGAAACAUUACAAUUGUGGAGAAUGUGGCAAAACCUAUUACCAGUCUUGUGGUCUUAAACAACAUUCAAAAAUUCACCUAUGAGAGAAACCACACGAGUGUGGAGAAUGUUCCAAGGUCUUUUGUACUUACUAAGAACUUGUGAAACACCUCAUAAUUCAUACAAAACUGAAAUACCACAUGUGGAAAAUGUUGCAAACCUUUAUUAAACUUUCUUAUAUUUCUCAAAGUAAUUCAAACUGGAGUGAAAUAAUAGAAAUGUUAAAUAUUCAUAAUAUGUUAACACUUCUUCAGACACUAAAAGCUCCUUCCUGAAUAAAAACCAUAUAAGAUUGAGGAAUGGGGCAAGUAAAGACUUUGGAAUCAUUCACACAAUCAUGCCAAAAGUAGAGCUGUCAGAUUAUGUGUUUGUUCUCCGCAUUUAGGGCUGAUCUUUCCUGGGUGUCUUUUGUUUCUUCUGUUUUAGAAUCAGAACACAUAUUCUAUACCAGUGAGUAGUAAAAAUAGUGUCUUGUUCUUAUGUUGUAAGAGCUCACACAUAAGAGAUUGCCUUGAGUGUCAUGUGACACAUGGACCGUGAGUUUUCAUAGUGUUGUAAUUAUUAAAUCUUUUAUGGACCUUU